Molecule: messenger RNA, 213 nt
Organism: Dracunculus medinensis (Guinea worm)
Lineage: Eukaryota; Metazoa; Nematoda; Chromadorea; Rhabditida; Dracunculidae
Source: the annotation of a GenBank genome assembly
AUGGAUCCAUCGGAAGAUAAAAUUGUACAAGACUGUAUCCAUCUUCGCUCAAAUACCACCUCUACUAAUAAUGUUAUUGUAGAGCGUGGCCUUCGCUGGUUAAGGCAUGUUCUACUUCGUCCACCACAGGAGUUGACGCAUAUUUCGUUAUUUGCUAAACCGUGUGAUUGUUGGCCUCAAAAACGAGGAAGGUCAAGACCUGGACUGAUUUAG